Paramecium tetraurelia is the source of this 1138-nucleotide messenger RNA. RefSeq lists its product as uncharacterized. The transcript has 6 exons. Lineage: Eukaryota; Ciliophora; Oligohymenophorea; Peniculida; Parameciidae. The record is from RefSeq and is a predicted model, not a curated record.
AUGAGAGUUUAUGCACUUUUAUGUAUAGUGGCAAUAGUGUAUUGCACCUAAAUUACAAACUAGGCAAGUAUGUUUGACGAGUAGCUCGGAUAACUGACAAAAAGUAAAUUAGGCAACACCAUAUUAAACAUGAUAUCAUUGCAAUAAUUUACAGAGGUGGAUUUUAGUCCAUUAUUUACAGCAAUAGAUGACAUUGUUGCAUCAACACAAUAAGCAAAAUAAGACGAAGCUGAAUAAUUAGAUUCUUACUUUUAGUAAUUCUUGAGUGAUUCAGAGUUCUAUUCAAAUCAAGUCACAGAAUACAAAACAGAAGUUGCAUAACAUCAGAGUGACAUUACGACAUUCCAAAAGGACAGAAACAGUUUAUAAUAAAGUUUAUAUGAUAAAAGUCAAUAAUUGACUGAUUCUCAAAAAAAUCAGGCUUAAUUGCAAAGAACUGUGUAGAAUAACGAUUAGGCAACAUCAAAAAAGACAGCAGAAUACGACUCAUCUAUAUCAAUUGUUGAUCAAGUCAUCGCAAAGUUACAACUUGUCAAAUAGUCCUCCUUUAUUGAAAUAAACAAAGAGGAUCUGGCCGUUUCUGCUGCCACAUUCUCAAGAAGAUUGGGUGAAGUGUCUCAUCUUCCUCAUCUUUUCGAACCUUUAUCCAAGGUCUUAAUUUAAAUGGGCACCUCCGGUUUUGCUGAUUAGGAAUAAGCUGGAAAUGCAAUUAAGUUACUUAACAGUUUGAGGGAAGACUUAGUGGCUUCAAAAUAGGCUUUGUAAAUGAAUGCUCAAUUGGAGAAGGACACCAAUGAUGGAUUGUUGGCUUCUUUGGAAGAGAAUAUCAAUCUUUUGAAUAAUGAAAUCAUUCCACAAUUGAAAGGAGACAUUGAAACCAAAGACGGGGAAAUUGCAACCAAAUCAGGACUCUUAAAGGAUGCAUAAUCUAAUUUGGAUACUGCUUAGGCCAAUCUUGAUAAUGUGAAUGCUGGAUGGGCAGCUAGAUAGGGAUAGAAUAAGCAACUCAAUGAUGGAUGGGAUAAUGAGUUGAUGUUGUUAUCAUAAGCAGAAUCAGCUUUGGAGAGAGGAGGAAUUAGAAGAUAAUGAAAAAUAUUAUUAACAAUUUAUCAAUAAUAUUAAUAAAUUUUAUUUGUGA